AUGUUGCAGAGAGCUGCAAGCAAUGCAUAUUCAUGGUGGUGGGCCAGCCACAUCAGAACCAAGCAGUCAAAAUGGCUGGAGCAGAACCUCCAAGAUAUGGAGGAAAAGGUGCAAUAUGUGCUUAAACUCAUUUCAGAGGAUGGAGACUCUUUUGCCAAGAGAGCAGAAAUGUACUACAAAAAGAGACCAGAGCUGAUACACUUUGUUGAAGAAACCUACAGAGCGUACCGGUCCUUGGCUGAACGGUAUGAUCACAUUUCAACAGAGCUACAAAAUGCCAACAACACGAUUGCUUCUGUUUUCCCAGAACAAGUUCAGUUUGCCAUGGAUGAAGAAGAUGAUUAUCCCUCACCCAGAAUGCCAAAAAGGCCUCCAGAUAUCUCAAAAGGGAAUAUCCCAAAGGUUCCGAAGGGUCCUACUAAAGAUCUAAAGAGUCUUCUUACAAAAGCAACAGCUAAAAAUAAACUGCAGCCUCAGAUGUCAAUGAAAACAGUAACUGCUAAAGCAGUUCCUAAAUCUGGCUUGAGCAAACCUCAGGCACUUGAAGAGAUUGACAAGGCUCAAAAACAAAUUCUGUCCCUACAAACUGAGAAAGAGUUUGUAAAGAGCUCAUAUGAAAAUGGACUUGCAAAGUACUGGGAAAUAGAGAACCAAAUCAAGGGAAUGCAAGAGAAAGUAUCCAAUUUGCAAGAUGAAUUUGGUGAGGGAAUGGUCAUUGACGAUAAUGAGGCUCGGAAUUUGAUGGCAGCAUCUGCUUUAAAUUCAUGCCAAGAGACAUUGGCUCAGUUGCAGAUGAAACAGGAAAGUACAGCUGAGGAAGCAAGAAUUGAGUCACAACGGGUUAAGGAUGCCGUGAAGAACUUAGAGUCUCUUAAGAAUGAGUUUCAUCAUGGUCAAAUCAAUCAGGAAAAGCCAAAUGCACAGGAUGAAUCUGUGAAUGUAGUAAAUGAGAAAAAAUUGGACCAGGAAGUGGACAGUGUGGCACAACAGAAACAGAAAUUGGAGUUGUUACGAGAUAAAAUUAAGGAACACUACGAGGCUGGGCCUGAAACAUCUCUCACUAUUGCGGAAAUGGCAGAUAAGAUUGAUGAGCUUGUGAAUAAAGUGAUCAGCUUAGAGAGUGCAGUUUCAUCACAGACUGCUCUAGUCCAGAGAUUAAGAAGUGAAAAUGAUGAGAUCCAUGAACAAAUUCGAAUUCUGGAAGAUGAUAAGGUAAGUCUCAUUGAUGGCAAGAAGGACUUGGGCAAAAAGCUGAAGGAACUGGAGGAAAAAUUGCAUCAAGUCCAGGAUCUAAACCAAAGUGUUGAAAACCAGAAUGACAAUCUCCAGACACAUUUUACUGAAGCACAUUGUAAUCUUGGUCACAUUUCUCAUAAACUGCGAACCGUGAAGCCAGAUGAGGAGGUCAAGGUCACAGGCUCAUCAGAAACGAAAGAGGGAUCUCUGGGGGAAGCCAAGUUGCAAAAGCAGUUUGAAGGAGAAGAAAAAACAGUUAAUCCUGAUGAUGGCUUCAAGGGACUGCAGGAAGCAAAGUCAGGAGAGGAACUGAAGGCUACAGUUUCACCGCAAAAAGAUGAAGAACCUUGGGCUGAAGUGAGACUGUCAAAAAAGUCCACAGAACAUAAAGAAACACCAAAUCCUGCUGAUGUUUCUGUAAAAGCUACAGAUAUUCUCCGUACUGCUGGCGAUCAAGGAGAAGAUGUUUGUCAAUCCCUGGAAAUUAAUAACGAAGAUAAGAAACAUCUGGACAAAGAUGACAAGCAAACUUCAGUGCACCCUGUGGAUAAUCUUCUCAAUAUGGAACCAAAGGAACAAGCAACAAGGAAAGAAGAUGACAAGCAAACUUCAGCGCAGCCUGUGGAUAAUCUUCUCAAUAUGGAACCAAAGGAACAAGCAACAGGGAAAGAAGAUGACAAGCAAACUUCAGCGCAGACUGUGGAUAAUCUUCUCAAUAAGGAACCAAAGGAACAGUCAACAGGGAAAGAAGACAAGCAAACUUCUGCUCAGACAGUGGAUAAUCUUCUCAAUAUGGAACCAAAGGAACAGUCAACAGGGAAAGAAGAUGACAAGCAAACUUCUGCUCAGACUGUGGAUAAUCUUCUCAAUAUGGAACCAAAGGAACAAGCAACAAGGAAAGAAGAUGACAAGCAAACUUCAGAGCAGACUGUGGAUAAUCUUCUCAAUAUGGAACCACAGGAAGAAGAACCAGACUGGCAGAAAUUGUUUUUGAAUGGGAUGGAGGACAGAGAGAAGAUUCUAUUGGCAGAGUACACGACAACUCUUCGGAACUACAAGGAUCUCAAGACGAAGUUCAGUGAAGCUGAGAACGACCUCUUUGAAACAUCAGUCCACAUAAAAGAACUGAGGAGUGCCAGUGCCAUGAAAGAUGAAGAGAUUAAAUCAUUGCAUAAGAAACUGGAUCUUCUGCUACAGAGUAUGGGUAAAAAUAAAGACUCAGAAGAAUUUAAAGCUUUAGAUCACCAGCAGACCCCAAAGAGUACACCAGCAGAUAAGAAAGACAAUGAUGAACUUGUGGGAACUUCAACUAUAUCAGCAAUCGAAGAAAAAUUCCGGGGAAAUAUUGAUGAACUGUUGGAAGAGAACUUGGAUUUCUGGUUAAAAUUUAGCGCUUCAUUUACACAGGUACAACAAUUUGAAACUACUGUAGAAGAUUUGCAGUCUGAGAUAUCCAAGCUUGAGGAGAGAAGAAAGAAGCAAGAUGGAAGUAGUCAUGCAAAAUAUUCUAUGAAAUCAGAUGCACGACCGCUAUACAAGCACCUAAUGGAGAUACAGACUGAACUAAAUGUUUGGUUGGAAAAGGGUGCAUUACUGAAAGAUGAGCUGCAGUGCAGAUUCACGUCUUUAUGCGACAUUCAAGAAGAAAUAACGAAAGCUUUGAAGACAGGUGCUGAGGAUGGCGACUUCGAGUUUACAAGCUACCAAGCUGCAAAGUUCCAAGGCGAGAUUUUAAAUAUGAAACAAGAGAAUAACAAGGUUGCAGAUGAAUUGCAAGCAGGAUUGGACCAUGUGAACGCACUCCAACUUGAAGUAGAAAAAACUAUGGCAAAGUUAAACGAGGAGUACAGGCUCUCUGGAUCAAAGAAGCAACCUCCUGCACAUCUAGCUCACUCUGAGAGUCGGUCCCGAGUUCCCUUGCGGUCAUUUAUAUUUGGUGUUACACCAAAGAAGCAAAAGCGAUCAAUCUUUGCCGUUGUGGCCCCUGCAAUGCAUAAGAGAUACCAAGAUUCAAAAGCUAGAUCAUCCCAGCAGUAA
This is a messenger RNA of Prunus armeniaca (apricot), 3273 nucleotides long. The record is from the annotation of a GenBank genome assembly. Lineage: Eukaryota; Viridiplantae; Streptophyta; Magnoliopsida; Rosales; Rosaceae.